AUGGCCUCCUCCUCCGGGAGGCGGCCGGGCGCGGGCCCCGGCCCAGGCGGCGGCGGCGGCGGGGAGCCCUCCUCGUCGGGCGCGGCUUCCACCCCGGCGUCCGGAGGCGGCAGGAGGAUCCUGCGGACGCAGACGGCGGGGAACCUGGGCGAGUCCAUCUUCGACAGCGAGGUGGUGCCCUCCUCGCUGGUGGAGAUCGCCCCCAUCCUCCGUGUCGCCAACGAGGUGGAGGCCAGCAACCCCAGAGUCGCAUACCUAUGUCGAUUCUACGCCUUCGAGAAGGCCCAUCGACUCGACCCCACCUCCAGCGGCCGUGGUGUCCGCCAGUUCAAGACCGCGCUCCUCCAGAGGCUCGAAAGGGAAAACGACCCCACGUUGAAGGGGAGGGUUAAGCAGAGCGAUGCCCGCGAAAUGCAGAGUUUCUACCAGCACUACUACAAAAAGUACAUCCAGGCGCUCCAGAAUGCCGCCGAUAAAGCUGACCGUGCCCAGCUGACAAAGGCGUAUCAGACCGCGGCUGUCCUGUUCGAGGUCCUGAAGGCCGUCAAUGUCUCACAGAAAAUCGAAGUCGAUCAAGCGAUUUUGGAGACGCACAACCAAGUCGAGGAGAAGAAGAAGCUGUAUCUUCCUUACAAUAUCCUCCCGCUCGACCCUGACAGUGCUGCUAACCAGGCUAUUAUGCGAUACCCUGAGAUCCAAGCCUCUUUUCACGCUCUUCGUAACACAAGGGGUCUGCCAUGGCCCAAGGACCACGAAAAGAAGGAUGAUGCGGACCUUCUUGAGUGGCUUCAGGCACUGUUUGGGUUUCAGAAAGAUAACGUGUCCAAUCAACGAGAGCAUCUCAUACUCUUGCUUGCCAACGUGCAUAUAAGGGAGAUGUCCAAGCCUGACCAGCAAUCAAAGUUAGACGACCAUGCGCUAGAUAUAGUAAUGAAGAAGCUCUUCAAGAACUACAAAAGAUGGUGCAAAUACCUUGGCCGCAAAAGCAGCUUGUGGCUGCCGACAAUUCAACAAGAAGUACAACAGCGGAAGCUUCUCUAUAUGGGCCUUUAUCUGCUCAUAUGGGGCGAGGCAGCUAACUUGCGAUUUAUGCCAGAGUGUCUUUGCUACAUCUAUCAUCAUAUGGCUUUUGAAUUGUAUGGCAUGUUGGCUGGAAAUGUGAGCCCAACAACUGGUGAAAAUGUUAAACCAGCCUAUGGUGGUGCCGAAGAAGCCUUCCUGAAGAAAGUUGUGACCCCAAUUUAUAAAAUCAUAGAGAUGGAAGCUGAUAGGAGCAAGACAAUGAAAUCAAAACACUCACAUUGGAGAAAUUAUGAUGAUCUCAAUGAGUACUUUUGGUCAAGAGAUUGUUUUCGGUUAGGAUGGCCUAUGAGGGCUGAUGCUGAUUUUUUCAAGACUCCAAAUUUUGUUCUCAAUGCUCGAGAUCAGACGAAUGGAGAGCACAGACCAGCUGGUAAUGACCAUUGGAUGGGAAAAGUCAACUUUGUUGAAAUACGGUCAUUUUGGCACAUCUUCCGUAGCUUUAACAGGAUGUGGAGCUUCUUAAUUUUAUCCUUGCAGGCCAUGGUUAUAGUUGCUUGGAAUGGUGGCACGCCAGGUGACAUCUUUGAUGCAGGAGUGUUCAAACAAGUUUUGAGCAUAUUUAUAACUGCUGCAGUAAUGAAAAUGGGCCAAGCAAUUCUGGACAUUGUCUUGAGCUGGAAAGCAAGAAAAAGCAUGUCUCUUGCUGUUAAACUCCGGUACAUCUUGAAAUUACUAUCAGGAGCUGCAUGGGUUGUAAUUUUACCAGUGACUUACGCAUACACCUCAGACAAUCCCACUGGACUCAAUAGAACAAUCAAAAGCUGGUUUGGUGACGGCCGGAACCAGCCAUCGUUAUACAUCUUGGCUGUUGUGAUAUAUUUGUCACCAAAUAUGCUGGCGGCUACGUUAUUCAUUUUUCCUAUCCUGAGGAGAUUCCUUGAGAAGUCAAAUCUUAAAGUUGUAGCCCUCAUAAUGUGGUGGUCACAGCCUCGCUUAUUCGUUGGCAGAGGAAUGCAUGAAGGUGCAUUCUCCCUUUUCAAGUAUACAAUGUUCUGGGUCAUUCUUUUGGCCACAAAAUUGGUAGUGAGCUUCUACGUGGAGAUCAGGCCACUUGUUCAACCAACAAAAGAUAUAAUGAAGGUGCCAAUAACAACAUUUCAGUGGCACGAGUUCUUCCCACNNGCAAAGAACAACAUUGGUGUCGUCAUUGCACUUUGGGCUCCUAUCAUUCUUGUGUAUUUCAUGGAUACCCAAAUAUGGUAUGCAAUUUUCUCGACAUUAGUUGGUGGUAUCUAUGGGGCAUGUCGUCGUCUUGGUGAGAUACGAACCUUGGGAAUGUUAAGAUCUCGCUUCGAAUCUUUGCCGAAGGCUUUCAACGAUCACUUGAUUCCAAAUGACUCAAAGAGGAGAGGAUUCCGUUCCGCUUUCUCCAGUAAACCUUCUCAGAAACCUGGAGAUGGCAAAGAAGAAGACAAAAUAGCUGCAAGAUUUGCUCAGAUAUGGAAUCUGAUCAUCACAAGCUUCCGCCAGGAAGACUUGAUAGAUAACAGGGAGAAGGACUUGUUACUUGUUCCAUACUGCAAAGAUCGUGAAAUGGAUAUGAUCCAGUGGCCACCAUUCCUGCUUGCUAGCAAGAUUCCAAUAGCAUUGGAUAUGGCAGCAGACAGUGGAGGAAAAGACCGCGAUCUAAAGAAACGGAUGAAUUCAGAUCCAUAUUUCACUUACGCCAUCAAGGAAUGCUAUGCUUCAUUCAAAAACAUAAUAUAUGCUUUAGUGGUUGGUGUACGGGAGCGAGAUGUCAUCCAAAAGAUUUUUAAAGUGGUGGAUGAUCUCGUAGCAGACGAUACUCUGAUAAGGGAUCUGCACAUGAGUAACUUACCUACCCUGAGCAAGAAGUUUAUUGAGCUGCUUGUGAUACUGCAAAAGAAUGACAAAGAUGACCGGGGUCAGGUCAUCAUUUUAUUCCAGGAUAUGCUCGAGGUGGUAACAAGGGAUAUAAUGGAAGAACAACUCACCGAGCUACUAGAACCGGUACAUGGUGGAAAUAAUAGAAAACACGAAGGGAUCACACCACUUGAUCAACAGGAACAGGAACAGUUGUUCACUAAAGCUAUUGAAUUUCCUGUCAAGGCAUCAGAUGCCUGGAAGGAAAAGAUAAAAAGGCUUCACCUUCUGCUCACAGUGAAGGAGUCUGCUAUGGAUGUUCCUACAAACCUGGAUGCUAGAAGGCGGAUAUCUUUCUUUGCUAAUUCUCUUUUUAUGGACAUGCCAAAAGCUCCAAAAGUGCGCAAUAUGCUGCCCUUCUCUGUCUUGACUCCCUAUUACAAAGAAGACGUCCUUUUCUCCUCACAAGCACUAGAGGAGGAGAACGAGGAUGGGGUUUCUAUCCUUUUUUACCUGCAAAAAAUCUACCCAGAUGAGUGGAAAAACUUUCUUGAAAGGGUGGACUGCAAGAAUGAAGAGGAACUCCGUGAGACUGAACAAACGGAAGAUGAGCUUCGCCUUUGGGCAUCAUACAGGGGCCAAACUUUGACGCGAACUGUAAGAGGGAUGAUGUACUACCGACAAGCUUUGGUGCUUCAGUCUUGUCUUGAUAUGGCCCCAGAGAAUGAUCUUAUGGAAGGCUUCAGGGCUGCAGAUAUACUAUCUGAGGAAUCACACUUAUUAACUCAGUCCAAAGCUGUAGCCGACAUGAAGUUUACAUACGUUGUAUCAUGCCAGUCAUACGGUAUCCAGAAACGUUCUGGUGAUCAACGUGCGCAGGAUAUUCUGAGGCUGAUGACAACUUAUCCAUCACUUCGGGUUGCCUAUAUUGACGAAGUCGAGGAGACAAGCAAAGAGGGGGAGGCAAGCAAAGAUAGGAGCAAGAAGAUAGAGAAGGUUUACUACUCAGCGUUGGUGAAGGCGGCAGUAACUAAGCCUGAUGAUCCUGGUCAGAAACUCGAUCAGGACAUUUACAGGAUAAAACUUCCGGGCAAUGCAAUGUUGGGUGAAGGCAAACCAGAAAAUCAGAACCAUGCGAUAAUUUUUACUCGAGGUGAAGGCCUACAAACCAUAGACAUGAAUCAGGAGCAUUAUAUGGAGGAGACAUUGAAAAUGAGAAACCUGCUGCAAGAGUUUACCAAGAAACAUGAUGGUGUGAGGUAUCCAACAAUACUUGGUGUAAGAGAACAUAUAUUCACUGGCAGUGUUUCUUCGCUUGCGUGGUUCAUGUCAAACCAAGAGACAAGUUUUGUGACUAUUGGACAGCGUGUACUUGCCAAUCCUUUAAGGGUUCGAUUUCAUUAUGGACAUCCUGAUAUCUUUGAUCGACUUUUCCAUCUCACGAGGGGCGGUGUAAGCAAAGCAUCUAAGAUUAUUAAUCUUAGUGAGGACAUAUUUGCUGGAUUCAAUUCAACACUGCGUGAAGGAAACGUUACACAUCAUGAAUACAUGCAAGUUGGCAAGGGAAGAGAUGUUGGUCUCAACCAGAUUUCACUAUUCGAGGCGAAAAUAGCGUAUGGUAAUGGCGAGCAGACACUGAGCCGUGACAUCUACCGACUUGGGCAUCGUUUUGAUUUCUUCAGAAUGUUGUCCUGCUACUACACUACCAUCGGCUUUUACUUCAGCACAAUGAUUACGGUAUGGACCGUGUAUGUAUUUCUCUAUGGGCGUCUGUAUCUUGUCCUCAGUGGGCUUGAUGAAGGACUAGCCACUGGAAGAAGGUUUAUACACAACGACCCUCUCCAGGUCGCUCUCGCCUCGCAGUCGUUUGUGCAGCUUGGCUUCUUGAUGGCGCUCCCUAUGAUGAUGGAGAUCGGUCUGGAGAGAGGGUUCAGGACUGCGUUGAGCGACUUUGUGCUCAUGCAGCUUCAGUUAGCGUCUGUCUUCUUCACGUUCUCCCUCGGAACCAAGACUCACUACUACGGAAAGACGCUGCUCCACGGAGGAGCCGAGUACAGAGCCACGGGGCGUGGAUUCGUGGUGUUCCACGCCAAAUUUGCCGAGAACUAUCGACUGUACUCACGGAGCCAUUUCGUCAAGGGCAUUGAGCUGAUGAUCCUGCUUAUCGUGUUUGAGAUCUUCGGGCAGUCGUACCGAGGAGCUAUCGCGUACAUCUUCAUCACCUUCUCCAUGUGGUUCAUGGUUGUCACCUGGCUCUUUGCGCCGUUCCUGUUCAACCCUUCUGGGUUCGAGUGGCAGAAGAUUGUGGACGACUGGACCGACUGGAACAAGUGGAUCAGCAACCGCGGGGGUAUCGGUGUUUCGCCAGACAAAAGCUGGGAGUCAUGGUGGGAAAAAGAGCACGAGCCCCUUAAAUACUCGGGGAAGCGUGGCACCGUUCUUGAGAUAGUGCUGGCGGUGCGCUUCUUCAUCUACCAGUAUGGGCUUGUUUACCAUCUCAACAUAACCAGACACACCAAGAGCGUCCUGGUGUAUUGCUUGUCAUGGGUUGUCAUCUUCUUCAUAUUGCUGGUGAUGAAGGCUGUGUCGGUUGGGAGGCGGAAAUUCAGUGCCGAGUUCCAGCUCGUGUUCCGGCUGCUCAAGGGGCUCAUCUUCAUCGUGUUCAUCUCCACCAUCGUGAUCCUGAUAGUGAUCCCUCACAUGACGAUCCAGGACAUAUUUGUCUGCAUCCUCGCCUUCAUGCCCACAGGAUGGGGCCUGCUCCUGGUGGCUCAGGCGCUGAAGCCUGCGAUCAUGAGCGUGGGGCUGUGGGGGUCGAUCCGGGCGCUGGCUCGUGGGUACGAGAUCAUCAUGGGGCUGCUGCUCUUCACCCCGAUCGCGUUCCUGGCGUGGUUCCCGUUCGUGUCGGAGUUCCAGACCCGGAUGCUCUUCAACCAGGCCUUCAGCCGUGGGCUGCAGAUCUCGAGGAUCCUGGGCGGGCACAAGAAGGACCGGGCAGCGCGGAGCAAGGACGAUAGGUAG
This is a messenger RNA of Triticum turgidum subsp. durum (durum wheat), 5928 nucleotides long. The record is from the annotation of a GenBank genome assembly. Lineage: Eukaryota; Viridiplantae; Streptophyta; Magnoliopsida; Poales; Poaceae.